AUGCAAGAUUUCCUAGAAAGCAGCGAUACAUAUCGACGCCCAGAAGCCAACUGGCGCCGAAUGCUUGUCCAGCAACCACCCAUCCUAACUCUCGGGUGGGUAGAGCGCGGCAUCGCAAUCUCGGAUAUGGUGGACUUGCACCGCUGGGAGGUUCCGCUGCAGGUCUUUGGGGGACUACGAAUGAAUAUGCUCUACGACAUCGUUGUUAAUAGCUCCGAGACCUCGUCGGACUACUUUUAUUUUAGAGUAUUGUGGUCUUGGUACGACAGUUUUGUGGAUGAGUUGUGCUCACUCAAAUCGGAUCCAGAUAUUUCAUAUCACGGGGAGAGGGUCACGGAAGCACUCAGAAAGGGGAUGCAGAGUGCAGAUGUUGUUCUUGAUAUGUAG
Messenger RNA from Penicillium cataractarum, 387 nucleotides. RefSeq lists its product as uncharacterized. The record is from RefSeq and is a predicted model, not a curated record. The transcript has a single exon. Bases 1 to 387 code for a protein of 128 amino acids. Lineage: Eukaryota; Fungi; Ascomycota; Eurotiomycetes; Eurotiales; Aspergillaceae.